Messenger RNA from Vigna radiata var. radiata (mung bean), 324 nucleotides. RefSeq names its product ethylene-responsive transcription factor 5-like. The transcript has 2 exons. Gene Ontology annotation, biological process: regulation of DNA-templated transcription. Lineage: Eukaryota; Viridiplantae; Streptophyta; Magnoliopsida; Fabales; Fabaceae. Gene Ontology annotation, molecular function: DNA-binding transcription factor activity. The record is from RefSeq and is a predicted model, not a curated record. Bases 1 to 324 code for a protein of 107 amino acids.
AUGGCUUCUAGGAAAAUCAAAUCUGAACCUUCGACAAUCGAGGCCGCCAAGGCCUACGACCAUGCUGCCUUCAGGCUCUACAGCUCAAAGGUCAUCCUCAACUUCCCGCUCAAAGCAGGCGCGAUGGACGCCACCGCCGAUGCCGAAGGCGAAAGGAAGCGGCGGUGCGAGGAGGAGGAGGUAGAGGAAGUGAAGUUGAUGGUGAAGAAGGAGAAAACGACAGAACAGAAGGUGAACCCUAAUUUGGGUUUAAUAGGUUUAGAUGUCCCUAUUUCUGCGGGUUUGUUCCAAUUGGGUCCUCGUAUUCUGGAAGUGCUCAAUUAG